CAGUAUCAGGAGUUUUUCACUUUCCCAUGGUUUGUACACAGCCCUUGGACCACUCAUCCGUUCUUUAGUAAGUAAAAAGGAAAAAUUAAGGCAAUCUACUAAUAAACAUUUAGCUGAGCAAUGGCUGCAAAGAACAUCAGAAUAUAUGGAUUCGAAUUCAGAAAGUGCCCAUUAUAAUUUUCCUUAUCAGUCGAUGCAAAAUUAA
This is a messenger RNA of Plasmodium vivax (malaria parasite P. vivax), 205 nucleotides long. Its product is annotated as variable surface protein Vir17, truncated, putative. The annotation marks the transcript as partial. The record is from RefSeq and is a predicted model, not a curated record. The transcript is spliced from 2 exons. NCBI's taxonomy places the organism in Eukaryota, Apicomplexa, Aconoidasida, Haemosporida, Plasmodiidae.